Molecule: messenger RNA, 2341 nt
Organism: Terrapene triunguis (Three-toed box turtle)
Lineage: Eukaryota; Metazoa; Chordata; Testudines; Emydidae
Gene: RILPL1
Product: Rab interacting lysosomal protein like 1
Exons: 7
Coding region: 75-1274 (399 amino acids)
Biological process (GO): cilium assembly
Cellular component (GO): ciliary basal body; cytoplasm
Molecular function (GO): protein dimerization activity
Source: RefSeq, a predicted model, not a curated record
GGCGGCUCCGGCGUUGGGGGGGUGGCGGCUGCGGUCUAUGAGGGACUCCCGGGCGCCGCAGGAACCGGCGAGCCAUGGACGGGGGUGGGGGGGUCUCCUCCUCGGCCCUGGAGAAGAACGUGGCGGAGCUGACGGUCAUGGACGUGUACGACAUCGCCUCGCUGGUGGGGCAGGAGUUCGAGCGGGUCAUUGACCAGCACGGCUGCGAGGCCAUCGCCCGCCUCAUGCCCAAGGUGGUGCGGGUGCUGGAGAUCCUGGAGGUGCUGGUGAGCCGCAAUCACAUCAACCCCGAAAUGGAGGAGCUGCGGCUGGAGCUGGAUCGGCUCCGGCUGGAGAGGAUGGACCGGAUCGAGAAGGAGAAGAAGCACCAGAAGGAAUUAGAACUGGUGGAGGAUGUAUGGAGAGGGGAAGCACAGGAUCUUCUUACCCAAAUUGCUCAGCUUCAGGAAGAGAACAAACAGCUGAUGACAAACCUGUCGCACAAAGACAUCAAUUUCACAGAAGAGGAAUUUCAGAAACACGAAGGAAUGUCGGAGAGGGAGAGACAAGUGAUGAAGAAGCUGAAGGAAGUGGUAGAUAAACAAAGGGAUGAGAUCAGAGCCAAGGACCGGGAACUGGGACUUAAAAAUGAGGAUGUGGAGGCACUGCAACAACAACAGAACAGGCUAAUGAAAAUUAAUCAUGACCUUCGGCACAGAAUCACAGUAGUUGAGGCUCAAGGGAAAGCGCUGAUUGAGCAGAAGGUGGAAUUGGAAGCAUAUCUGCAAACCAAGGAACAGGAGAUGGGCACUUUGAGGGCAGAGCUUGGGAAGCUGAGAGAGAAGCUACAGGGGGAGCACAGCCAAAAUGGAGAAGAAAUAAAGACAGAACCUAACAAUGAUGACUUUCUCUCUGAAUCGGAGAAGAUGGCUCUGGAUUUAAAAGAUCCAAACCGUCCAAGAUUUACUCUACAAGAACUACGGGAUGUCUUACACGAGCGGAAUGAACUGAAGUCUAGAGUGUUUUUGUUGCAGGAGGAGCUUUUAUAUUAUAAGAGUGAGGAAACAGAAGAAGAAACUAGAUCCCCUCAACCUACACCCAUAAUUAAUUCAAAAACCUCAACUCAGCCAGAAUCUGGAAUCAAACGACUGUUUAGUUUCUUCUCUCGUGAUAAAAAACGCAUGCAGACGACACAGAAAAACGUUCACUUCCAGGAUACUUUUGGCGAAUGGGCAGAUUCAAACAAAGAUGACUCCUACACCGAACAAGGCCAAGAGGCCCUUCAGCAUCUGUGAUUAACACUCCAAGCCGUGUUGCUUACCACAGUAGAUCUGAACAUUCUAGUAACAAGAAGCUUCCAUAACCAAAUCUGGCAGCUCAUUUUUUUUAUUUGCCUGGCACAUGUUGACGGUUGUUUCAGACCAUACUUUUUCAAAGGGAUUCCUCAGUGUUUACUUGGCGACUACUCUCCGAAAACGGAAUCCAGGCUCUGUAGUAAUGGUUAUUUAUACUCUCGGGUAUCGAAACUUCUAGAUAACUGGUUUUGUGCUCCAUAACAAGUCUGUCUGACUCUUGCAUUAACUACAGUAACACAAGCUUCUUUAAACCAAAAAGCCCCCUGUGCCCUUAUUAGAGGUUUAUUUGCAUUGUACAAUAUCUAGUGGGGAAGACUCUGAUACCAUGUUUGUUAACUGGGGCGGGGGGGGGGGGAUUUUUCUUAGUUCUGUUAAUGACACUUUCAAAGAGAGAGUUUGCAGUGUAUACACUAUUUCCAGGGCAGGUCUUACCACAGCUGUAUCCUGUCAAACUCACAGGUUGCAGAGAAACUUCUUGGAACUUCAACUGAUAAAAAUACAGAAACUGGAACAGCUGUGCGGGACGGUGAUUGUAUAUUCCCCCUUGUUGUUUAUAGUGCCUAAAGCAUGUAGAUACUGAUGUACAAGGUGAGUGUGCCUUGCCUUUUGCUCUGAGUUAUGCAGUAUUAACAGAAAAUGAAUUGCUCACAUGGAGGAAUUCUAAACACUCUGCAUUUGUUUUCUUCUUCGUACCAUGCCCUUUUCCCCUCCACCCCUCCUCUCUAUGUGUAAUAUCAGACCUCUGCUGUACAGGAAAUAGAUCACUUUCCCACAAAUGGCUUUGAACAAAGCCCCAGGCAGCACUUACACAAGUUCUUAUUCCCUAUCUGAAAACCAUUUUAACACAAGUAUAGUGGAGGUUUUAAGUCAGAUGAUAACUCCUUUGUUCUGUGUAGAGACAGUCCCAACCCCCAAUCUCACCUCCAGCUCUCCCCAAAAUUCUGUUGGGACUGUGGGGACAAUAGACUCUAAAACCCCAAUCAUGCAGGUUAUGCCCUAAGCUAACA